GAAGUGUAGUCAUGGAGCAGAUAUGUAGUAAUGAUACUCUUAUCAUUUCACUAAUCUUUCUCAUUUAAUUCACAAAUUCUUGUAAUAUUUCAGUUCAGUUAUUUUUGUCAUAUCAACAGAUUCGAGAAUUAUUUAAGAUAUAGAAAAGGAGAAAGUGUGUCACAUUACAAAGGAUGGAUUAUAACUAGAAGGUGAAAAGUGACCGGUCGAAUGAACAUUAACUCUACUCGGAAACGUGCUGGACAUAAAGCAACAGAAGCAACAACGUGUUUCACGUGCCGUUGAACGUAUCUUACGUUUAAUUUGCUCAAAACAGCAUACAGAAGACGUAAUGAAUGAAAUUCCAACUGCUUCAUCGCCAAUCUCAUCAAUAUCACCAGAAACAGAAAAACUGGCUACAAAACGAACUGCUAGUAAUGCAAACAGUGAUGAACAAAGUGAUUGCGAUCCAAAGAUGAAAAUGCCGAAAAGUGAGGUAGAAGUUGUAGUAACUGAAGAUAAUGAUGUAAAAAACAGGCAGCCGUCAACAGAUACAAUAUCCGAGCAAAUUAUAUCACCGUAUGAUACAGCUGAUUUGGUGCAUGCAAAUGAAAAAUCUCUCGCGCAAGUUUUUGGCUCAUCAAUCCAAACACCUUUGAUAACAGCCGCAGAUAUCAAUCGUAUGAAUCGUGAACGAGGUUUGGAAAUUGUCGCCAUGGCAGGUCGAUAUGAAGCACUAGUGGAUAGUGCUUCACGUUCACCGGCUGCAAAUAUGGAACGUAACAAAAUUUGGCGUAAAAUAACGGAUGAAAUUAAUAAAAAAUACUCUCAUUUGAACACUCUAACUUUUGAGCAAUGCAAAAAAUUAUGCAAAUAUUAUAAGCGCAAAGAUCCGACUAAUUAUGGACUUGCAUUUCAUGCUAUGCAUUCUGAUUUAAUUCCAAGUACAUAUAAGGAGCGACAACAGCAGCAAGCUGCAGCUGCAAUUGCGGCAGCUGGUAAUGCUACAGCUUAUGUAACCACAAAUGGACAAAUUGAUGAGCCGAUUGAUGUGGAUGAGCUACUGGAAGCAAAUGAUGUAGUAGAUGGUAUUUGUUGUGAUACAAAUGCGUUAAAAGUGAAGCAAACAGAAGAGAUUGCGCCACUGUUGAUGGAAGAUAUUGUACGAGAAGAUAAACCAUCAAAAGAUCUUUUGCAAUUUCUUGCACAAUGCUCAGCAUCUUCAUCAUCCAGCUCAACUGAUGGCUUAGUAUUACCUGGACAGCAAGCUGUCGCAGCUGUCGCUGCAGCUACUGUCAUUGCAAAUCAACAGAAGAAGGAGCGGGGACAAUAUGUUUGUAAAUUGGCUGAAACCUUCAACGGUGUCUUUGAUAGCCAUUCAAGGCUAUAUCAUAUUAAUGCUGAACGUAAUCAAGUUUGGAAACAGAUCACGGAUUCUACCAAUGAAAAAUAUGGAUCCGAAUUGGGUGAUUUAACUAUAGAGCAAACUAAGAAACUUUAUGCAAAUUAUAGGCGGAAAUCUCAAUUGCUUUCUUUUAAUAACAAUGGUGGUGGUACGUCACGAUCCGAUACGGGUAGCAUUAAUGGAGCUGCUUCAGCCGAUCUGGAUUCUGAUGCGUCAUCAAGUAAUUCUGAUCUGUUGACACGUUUGGUAGCUCCAAUGUCAAAUGGAACAAGUGGGACAACUAGUAUUUCUCAAAUUCGGACUGGUUCACCAACUCUUUUACCUCGGCUGACACCAAGGGAUCGGAAGUCUAAUAUCGAUUUGAAAAAUGGUUUCGUGAAUCAUGCUGGUAAUGUUGGUCAGCGUAUUUCGGCAAAUCCCGGUCUGUCAUCAGUGGAGCUGCUGGCCAUUAUUGCUGAUCGUGAUGCUGAAAUUAAACAGUUGAAAAAUGAACUCUUACAGAAAUCAGUUGAACAUCAGCUACAAAUAUCACGUGUUUUGGAGAAAGUAUCAGAACUUGUGAAAGCUGCGGUAAAUGCCAAUGUACAACGAGAAAUAAUGUCAGCAAUGACUGGAAUGGCUGGUUUUAGCGGUUUUCAUGAUAAUGGUUAUUGUGAUAAAAGUUACGACGAUGAUAGUGAUUUAUAGUAAUGCUACCUUGCAUCUUCGGACGUUUCAUCUUAUUUCCAGUAAUUUUUUUAACUGCAUAAUUUCAUGAAUUCAUUAAAUAUGAAUUCCAUACUGUAUUCAUUCGUUUUCCUCCAGUGUUGUGCAGUAAAUUCCAGAUGUAUCUCUCAAC
Messenger RNA from Loa loa (African eye worm), 2222 nucleotides. RefSeq lists its product as hypothetical. The transcript has 12 exons. The record is from RefSeq and is a predicted model, not a curated record. Lineage: Eukaryota; Metazoa; Nematoda; Chromadorea; Rhabditida; Onchocercidae. Bases 332 to 2071 code for a protein of 579 amino acids.